UGGCAAGCCUUCCCCGGACUGAAAUCAGCUCCUUGCCCUUCCAGCAGGCUGGCCAGGCAUUUUUGGCGUGGGGGGGCUCCAGCGGCAUCGGUUCCUCGGCCUGUCUUGAGAGCAAGCUCGGGUCGAUGAAGCGCUUCCUGGGGGCCUGGGUCGGAUAGCACAAAGGCAGCAGCGGGCGGAAGGGCCUGCCAGCCAGCCGGAGCAGGUCCAUCUGCAGAAUCUGAGAAAGUUGGUCCUCCCUUCCCAACUGAAAAGAUGGUUGCGUUACGGCAGUUUGGACUUCUUCUCUGGAAGAAUUACAUCUUGCAGAAGCGGAAGAUUUUGGUCACACUCAUUGAGAUUUGUCUCCCCUUGUUGUUUGCGGCCAUCCUGAUUGGCCUUCGCCACCGUGUCCAUUCAGUCAAUCACCCCAAUGCCACCUUAUACCACAGCAAGCAGGUGGAUAGACUGCCCAAAUUCUUCCAUCUCUGGCAUCCGGGCGUCCUCUGGGAACUGGCGUACAUUCCCUCCAACAACACAGCCGUGCAAAGGAUCGCCGAGGCGGUGGAGAAGGCCUUGGAGAUCAAUAUCAAAGCUCGAGGGUUUCCAUCAGAAAAAGACUUUGAACACUACAUCAGGUUUGAUAACCAUUCAGGCAAUGUUCUGGCAGGACUGGUUUUUGAGAACUGUUUGGCUAACAGUCAGGAUCCCUUGCCACUCCAGGUCAGUUACCAGCUACGUUUCAAAUAUAGCCCUAGAAAUGCUCCUCAGAGUGAGAGGACAGGGUUGAACCCCAACUUGGAUCGAGACUGGAACACAAACUACCUCUUCCCAUUGUUCCAGUUACCAGGACCCCGAGAGGCAAAAAGUGAUGAUGGAGGCACACCAGGGUACUUCCGUGAAGGUUUCCUUGCAGUGCAACAUUUGGUGGAUAAGGCAAUCAUUCAGUAUCACGCCAACACAACUACUGCUGAUCUGCUGGAUCGGGUGACCGUGACUGUUCAGCGCUUUCCCUAUCCUCCUUACGUGAAUGACCUCUUCCUCUUGGCUAUUCAGAACCAGCUCCCCUUGUUACUCAUGCUGAGCUUCACCUAUACCUCCCUCAACAUUGUCCGUGCUGUGGUGCAUGAGAAAGAGAAGAAGCUGAAGGAGUACAUGAGAAUGAUGGGUCUAAGUAACUGGCUACACUGGAGCGCAUGGUUCCUCCUGUUCUUCCUUUUCCUCUUAGUGUCCAUCUUCUUUGUGACCAUCCUCUUCUGUGUCAAGGUGAGCGAACAGGGAGCAGUGUUGCCAAACAGUGACCCAACUCUGGUGUUUACCUUCCUAGCAGUGUUUUCCAUCUCAACCAUCUCCUUCAGCUUCAUGGUCAGCACGUUCUUUUCAAAAGCAAAUGUAGCCGCAGCUGCGGGAGGGUUCCUCUAUUUUUUCUCCUACAUUCCGUACUUUUUUAUCUCCCCGCGCUACGACCACAUGACUCACAGCCAGAAAGUCUCAUCCUGCCUUAUCUCCAACGUCGCCAUGGCCAUGGGGGCACAGCUGAUCGGCAUGUUUGAAGGGAAAGGCACGGGAGUGCAGUGGGAAAACCUGAUGAAGGCCAUCAGCGUAGAUGAUAACUUCACAAUGGCCCAUGUCCUGGGUAUGCUACUCCUGGAUUCUGGGAUGUAUGGCUUGGUGGCUUGGUACAUGGAGACUGUAUUUCCUGGAGAAUAUGGCAUUCCACAGCCCUGGUAUUUCUUUAUCAUGCCUUCUUAUUGGUGUGGGAGCCCCCAGACAGUUUUGGGGAAAGAGAAGGAAGAAGAGGAAGACCCAGAAAAGGCCUUGAAAAGUCAAUUCAUAGAGGAGGAGCCUUCAGACUUGGUGUCAGGAAUAAAAAUCAAGCAUCUUUCCAAGGUGUUCAAGGUGGGAAACAAAACCAGAGAAGUUGUGAAGGACCUGACUCUUAAUAUGUACGAAGGGCAGAUCACUGUCCUUCUUGGACACAAUGGGGCUGGGAAAACUACCACGCUGUCCAUGCUGACAGGACUGUAUCCUCCAACAAGUGGACAGGCAUACAUCAAUGGCUAUGAAAUCUCCCAGGACAUGGUUCUCAUCCGAAAAAGUCUAGGUCUUUGUCCUCAGCAUGAUGUCCUCUUUGACCACAUGACGGUAGAAGAGCAUCUUUACUUCUACUCUGGGCUGAAAGGGUUCCUUGCUGAAAAAUGCCCAGGGGAGAUCACCCAUAUCCUGCACAUCCUCAACUUACAAGACAAACGUGGGACUUUGUCGAAGGCGCUCUCUGGAGGGAUGAAACGCAAGCUCUCUAUUGCCAUUGCUCUCAUUGGGGACUCCAAGGUGGUGAUGCUGGAUGAACCUACCUCAGGCAUGGACCCCGUUUCACGACGAGCCACUUGGGAGCUCUUGCAGCAGCAGAGGAGAACCCGCACCAUCCUCCUCACCACCCACUUCAUGGAUGAGGCAGACCUGCUGGGUGACCGCAUUGCCAUUAUGGCCAAGGGAGAGCUCCAGUGCUGUGGAUCAUCCCUCUUUCUCAAGCAUAAAUAUGGUGCUGGGUACCACAUGGUGAUGGUGAAAGAGCCCUGUUGCAACCUUGGAGAGAUCUCCCGCCUCAUCUACCAUUACGUCCCCAACGCCUCUCUUGAAAGCAAUGUGGGAGCAGAGUUGUCCUUCAUCCUUCCCAAGGAGAGUACACACAAAUUUGAGGCUCUGUUCACAGAGCUGGAGUUACGCCGGGAAGAACUGGGCAUUGCCAGUUAUGGAGCCUCAGUUACUACAAUGGAGGAGGUCUUCCUUAGAGUUGGCAAGCUCGUGGAUUCCAGCAUGGACAUCCAAGCUACCCAGUUGCCUGCUUUGCAGUACCAGCAUGAACGGCGAUCCAAUGAUUGGGCCAUGGAUGAUUCCAGCAGCCUGAGUGGGUUGACCAGCAUGACAGAAGACAACGGGGCUCUCAUCACAGAAGAUUGCUCCAAUAUUAAGCUGAACACAGGGUUCUAUCUCUGUUGCCAGCAAUUUUACGCCAUGUUUAUGAAGAGGGCUGUCUACAGCUGGCGCAACUGGAAGAUGGUGGCCGCGCAGUUCUUGGUGCCUCUUAUUUUCACUGCUUUCGCCUUGAUUGUCGCCAAGACCUUCCCGGGGCCUCAAGACUCUCCACUGUUGAAGCUGACCUUAAAUCCAUAUGGCCAGACCACUGUGCCUUUCUCCAUCUCCCAAGGGUCCAGUUUGGGCGAGCGGCUGGCAGCACAGUACAAGGAUGUGGUUGGUGCUCAGCGCCAAGGGGCAUUGGAGGUGGUAGGGAACUUGGAGGAAUACCUGAUUUCUCGAGCAUCAGAAGAGGGUGGAGCCUUUAAUGAGCACUACAUUGUGGCAGCUUCUUUCAAAGAAACCUCAGACCAGAUGGAAGCAACGGCUCUUUUCAACAACCAGCCAUUUCAUUCUUCUGCGGCCGCAUUGCUACUGGUGGACAACGCCUUGCUGAAGCUAGUAGCUGGACCAAAUGCUUCCAUCACAGUUGCCAACUACCCACAACCUCGUAACAUGACCGAGACAGCAAAGGACCAGCUCAUGGAAAGCCAGACAGGCUUCGCGAUCGCCAUUAACUUGCUCUACGGAAUGGCCUCCUUGUCCAGUACCUUUGCACUCCUGCUAGUCAGUGAGAGGGCCAUCAAAGCCAAACAUGUACAGUUUGUCAGCGGUGUUUACAUGGUUAAUUUCUGGCUCUCGGCACUUCUGUGGGACCUCAUCAACUUCCUUACACCCUGCACCCUUAUACUGGUGAUCUUCCAAGCCUUUGACGUCAAAGCCUUCACCGAGGACAACCAUCUUGUGGAUAUAAUGCAGAUAUUUCUUCUGUAUGGGUGGGCCAUUAUCCCCCUCAUGUACCUGCUCAGCUUCUUCUUUUCCAUGGCAGCCACAGCUUACACCCGCCUCACCAUCUUCAACAUCUUCUCUGGCACAGCCACAUUCUUGGCAGUCGCCAUCAUGAGCAUUCCUGAACUUGGAAUGGUGGAUCUCUCUAAGACACUGGAUAAGGUCUUCCUCGUCCUGCCCAACUACUGCUUGGGACAAAGUAUCAGCAUGUUUUACCAGAAUUAUGAGUUCAUUCAGUUCUGCACUUCUUCUUUUGAAUCACUGGUCAUCUGCAAAGUAUUUAAUAUCAGCUACCAGACCAACUACUUUGCUUGGGAAAGCCCAGGCGUUGGAAAAUACUUGACAGCUCUGGCAGCCCAAGGACUCUCCUUCCUUCUCCUGCUCUUUCUCAUUGAGACUAACCUCCUCUGGAGAAUGAGGACCAUUGUCUGCGAUUUACGACGGAGGCGAAAAUGGGUCAUGCUGUUGAACCAGGUUCCAGUGCUACCAGAAGACCGGGAUGUUGCUGACGAGAGAAAGAAGGUGCUGGAAUCACCCACAGCAUCCAUUUCUUCACUGAAUAGUCCUCUUGUGAUUAAGGAGCUUACCAAGGUGUACAGUAGUAGGGAUUCCUGUCUGGCUGUGGACAGGAUCUCUCUCGCGGUCAGCAAAGGAGAGUGUUUUGGCCUUUUGGGUUUCAACGGGGCAGGCAAAACGACAACCUUCAAGAUGCUGACGGGGGACGAGAGCAUCACCUCAGGAGAUGCCUAUGUAGAUGGGCACAGCAUCCUGGCCAAUAUCAAAAAGGUCCAGCAACGGAUCGGGUACUGCCCUCAAUUUGAUGCACUUUUGGAUCACAUGACCGGGAGGGAGACCUUGAGCAUGUAUGCCCGUCUCCGAGGCAUCCCUGAGCGCUACAUCAGCAGCUGUGUGGAGAACAUGCUUCGGGGGUUGCUCUUGGAACCUCAUGCCAACAAGCUCAUCCGCACGUACAGUGGUGGGAACAAGCGGAAACUGAGUGCAGGAAUUUCUCUCAUUGGGGGACCUCCUGUGGUGUUCCUGGAUGAGCCCUCCACUGGCAUGGACCCUGUGGCCAGGCGCCUUCUAUGGGAUGCUGUUGCUCGGACACGGGAGUGUGGGAAGUCCAUCAUUAUCACUUCUCACAGCAUGGAAGAGUGCGAAGCGUUGUGCACCAGGUUGGCUAUCAUGGUGAAUGGGCAGUUCAAGUGUCUGGGUAGCCCUCAGCACCUGAAGAGCAAGUUUGGCAGUGGGUACACCCUGCUGGCAAAGACCCAUAGCGAUGAAGAAGGCCACGUGGAAGACUUCAAGGCCUUUGUGGAAAAGACAUUCCCCGAGAGCAUCCUGAAGCAUGAACAUCAGGGCAUGGUCCAUUACCACCUCACCAAUAAGAACCUCAGUUGGGCACAGGUGUUUGGGACACUAGAGAAAGCCAAAGAGAAGUACUGCAUAGAAGAUUAUUCCGUGAGCCAAAUCUCCUUGGAGCAAGUCUUUAUGAGCUUCACGCGUUUCCAGCACUACACAGAGGAUCGAGAGAAAUGAGUCCAAUCUUCUCCAGCCUGUUUUUGCGGACUGACCUGUUGCCUAUAACAUAGUAUACAAAGAGAAGGUAAUUUAUAGUAUCAGCCAUGUCUCCAACAAGAAAAGGAUGGACGUAUUCUCACUGGACAAGUGGUACACCACAGUACUGACAUUAUGAGGAUGAAUGCAUGGGUUGUAUGUAUGUGUUGACAUGUCCAUUUGUCUGUGUGAGGCAUGAGGAGAAAUGCUUAACCAUCUUUCAAGGCAGCUGGGAUGUCCUACCAACUCUCACGCUACCUUGAUGACAAUGGGAGGGCACAGCCUACUACAGUCAUGGAGGUAAUUAACCCCGAAUCUUGGGACAAUUCAAUAAUUCAGUAUAUUGGACACUAGGAUACUAGUUUCUUCUUUCUUCCCCACCCUCCCAACCUCAUCUUCUUGAGAAGUUUCCAUUGGACCAGUGUCGGUGUCAUUGACCUGCCUGCAUGUCCCCGAUUUUGGAGCGUUGACAGCACGUACUCAUCUGUAUGGCUGUGAUCCACAUGUGUAUGUUCAGACAAAACUCUUUGGAAUCUACCCAUUCACGGUCUGUUUGCAACCAUUGGAUGGUGAAAAAGCAAGCACGUAAAUGAAAGAAGCAAGCCAUUCUGAGCCCUUCCUUAGAUCACAUCCAGGGAAUAGAUUUUGCUCUUCAAGAACUAGUGAAGCAAGAUUUAGCAUCUCCACUUUCCUGGUGAGAAUUUUACAGGUUUACCUGGACAGAAUCCUUCUGUAUCCAUACUGCAUACCGUACACCAAUAUCUAAGUUUCUUUUCUUCUGCUUUCCAGAGACCUCAUGAGCAUCAGGCCACAAGCAAGGUUCAUGAGCUUUGUCAUUGCAAAGCUGCCUUUGAUGUCAUUUUGAACAACUUUCCCCAAUCUGGGUGCCCUCGGGUGGGCAGACUUCCAACUCCCAGGAUUCCCCAGCAAGCGUGCCAUUGCUGAAAAUUCUGGGAGUUGAUAUCUGUACCGCUGGAACUCAUUCAAGCAGAGGAAGUUGAUUCAGAGAGAUUGUGUCUGAAAGCUUAGAGCUCGGUGCUCACAUCAGCUCAGAACUGUUGCUAGCUGCAACAAGGUAGAAAAUCCAUUUUGUUGGCUGUCUUAUUGCUUGCUGAUUCUUGUAGACGUGCUGGACGUGGCAAAGGAAGCCAUAAUUCUGUUUCUGGAAACUCAGAGAGCCAGUGCGUUCUCUCUUACGCUUUGACAUUACAACCUAUCCUGGGUGCCUCAUCCCACAUCUGAGAUCAGCCACAGGCUCCCUCUGCAUUUUUCCCCAUUGAAAUCCAUUGAUACGGAAUGGCAGCAGACAACAAUCCAUCUUGGUGCACAGGGAGACAGUUUUAUUUUUCACGUAUUUCAUUUUACAACCAAAGACCAAAUCAUAAUGGAGUUAUGCAGCCCAAAAAAGCCCUCUUUGAAUGAUGGGAAGGUCAUUUAUAGCUUCCAUGUAUACCUACGCAAAGGCCCCACUCUGUUAAAUAGCUGUUUUCCAACCCAAUCAACUCUGGUUUGAUUGGAGUACAAUUUCUGUCAUUUCCAGCUACUUCCUUGCUCAGUCCUGGUUCCUUGGUUGGAUCCCAAGUUUCCCCAAGGUAAGCUCUGAAGUGCUUCCACUAAGAUUAUGUCCUGGUUGUUCCUGCUUUUAAUACCUGGGGAAGGAAGGGGCUUAUAAGGUGAAUUAACCUUGGAGGAAUUUUUCCCCAUUCCCCAUCUUUGGAGGGCAUUUCUCUACAAAAUUAUCCUGUCUAACCCACCUUUUAGUAUUAUAUUUUAGAAAAAGGUUGGACCACAAAGGGAGGAUUGAAGUGAGCCAUUCUUCCAUCAGAUCUAGUGACUAGAUUUCAUAGGGCCAGAUGUGCUGCUGGCCAGAUGUGCCAUCCACCAAAUCCAGUCUUGGACACCUGCUUGCACCUGGCAAACUUGAAUACAUCUGCUCUGCAUGAAGCCCUCUAUAUGCUACUUGCUAGAUCAGCAAAAUACUUUUUGGGGGAUGGGGGUGCAGCCAAAAAACAUCCUGUUUCUAUGGAGGCUUCAGUCAUGGUGCUUGAAUUUUUAUUCUGGGCCUCCAGCUUUUAUUCACCCUGUCCACCAAGGGGCUUACAAUAUUUCCUGCAACAUCACUGCUUUUCAUCCAGAUAGGACACAAUGUGACACAAAUAUCUUCCUUCCUUCCUCCCUCCCUUGGAAGAUGCUUCUAGACCAUAAUAAGUAAGCUUAGAAAUUAUAGUGGUAGGGUUUUUAAGGGUGACCGGGUUCUUUGGCACCGAGGAGAAGGGAAUUAUGCUCUGCAUAAUUCUUCCAUUCUGUGUGGUUCAGCCAAAUGAUGGUUGCAUCUCAAUGUUCAGUGAUGGCUUUUCUUGGCACACUGAAAGUCUGCUUUGGAGACAAAGUCCACAGUCCAUCUGCCAGUUGUGUCUUGCAAAAGUUCUUGGAAACUGGAAAAAAAAAAAAGACCAUGCAGGGUUCUCUUCUCUGCUUAACAAAUUAGGGGCUAAAACUCAUUGCUAUUUGAAUUGAUACAUAAACUCAUUGCUGCUUGAAUCAAUGCAAUAUAUUAAAUGAGCAUCUGUACAUCUGUUAGCCAGAGGAGAAAUGGAAAUUAGGUGGGACCAGGAAGGGAAAAGUUAAAGGAGGACCCAGGACUUAUUCUGCGGUGGCUUCAAAUUAAUAGUUAACUUUUAAUUUUUGCUUCUGUGGAGAUGUUUUAGUUUGUCCUUUAGAAAGAACUGUGCCUUUCGGUGCUUGUGUCUGCAUGGAGUCUUGUCAACAGGAACACAGACCAUCCUUCUUCCUGUUAAAGCUGAGCACUCAGGAGCUGCCUGGCUUUAAAAAAAUUCUAUCCCCUUUUUUUGAAAAUGAUGUCACCCCUUCUUGAACAUCUAUAUUAGUGUCUACAAUGAUCUGGACGUGAUUCCAAAACUGACGAGCCAAUUACCAAGUUUGUAAAGAACGUCCUUGCGAGGACAAUUUAAUACCUUUGGAUUUGUAAAAUUUCAAGCAAACCAAUGGAAACCCCAUGACAGCAACAAGAAGCAGGGUUUCCAAGCAGGUCAGAAGAUCUUUUCAAAAUUAUGCAAGGGAGCAAAUCAGGUGGAGAGAAGUUGCAGUUACUUAGUCAUGAGUUUAUGGCACUCUCUGCCCUGGGCGUAGUCAUGUUUUCCAAAGGGGUGGAGGGAAAUCUGUAGGAAUGGAGCCCUGAUGGGUCUAAUUAUUCUCCUUGUUCUGAAUGCCAGUUGCAGGAAGCAACAGAGUGUUUCCACCUGCCCAAUUCACAGGCUGGUGUAAGGGCUUGAUUGUUGCGUGCUGCAGUUGCAUAAUGUGGAUCUAGCAAGAUUGGACCUGGUUACGAGUACAUCAGCUGGGUACGCAGCUUCACCAACAAGGUCCUCCUGGAGGGUUGUGAUUGCAGUUCCCUAAUUUCCCUGUAGCAGCUGCUAAUCCUUUGAGAUUGCCUUUUCCUUUCCAAAAGUAUAACUCAGGAUGGUCCAUAUUCAUACAAUAUACUGACUGUGCGUGGCUCCAGGAGAGAAUGACCUGAUCCUACUACCCUUGCUCUCAGCAAAACAGCCUGAUCCUGUGACACUGUAAUCUAUCUGUGGACACCUGAGGGAGAGGGGGGAGACAGAAUCUAUCCUUUCUUGCCCCUGACCUACAAAGCCCUCCACUGGGCAAGGCAGUUCCAGCAAGUGGUAUAGAUUCCUCCUCCUCCUCCUCCUCCUCCUCCUCCUACUACUACUACUACUUGGUAAGGCAGUUCCAGAAAUUGGUGUAAAACUACUUCCUCCUCCUCCCUGUGCUGGUAGAUGUGGCUGCU
This is a messenger RNA of Python bivittatus (Burmese python), 9214 nucleotides long. The record is from RefSeq and is a predicted model, not a curated record. Lineage: Eukaryota; Metazoa; Chordata; Lepidosauria; Squamata; Pythonidae.